Molecule: messenger RNA, 2304 nt
Organism: Aspergillus ochraceoroseus IBT 24754
Lineage: Eukaryota; Fungi; Ascomycota; Eurotiomycetes; Eurotiales; Aspergillaceae
Exons: 12
Coding region: 211-2304 (697 amino acids)
Biological process (GO): endoplasmic reticulum to Golgi vesicle-mediated transport; regulation of GTPase activity
Cellular component (GO): trans-Golgi network; TRAPP complex; cis-Golgi network
Molecular function (GO): zinc ion binding
Source: RefSeq, a predicted model, not a curated record
CGCGUUGAUAGGGACAACACUUGAUGGGGUUUCCUGGCCGGAACCUUCUCUGUUUAUUAUUUCAUAUCAUCAUACUUGAUCCGAAAGCAGAUACUGAAAUGCCUUUUCAUGUAUUCAGGUAGCAGAAAGGCGCCGUUUUGAGAUACGCUUCCUAAAGUCCUCCAGGACGCCCAGAUUCCUCGCCUGCAGACAAAGAACAUCAUCCCAACUAUGGCUUCUGUCGGCCAGUCGCCCGAGCUCCAGAGUGUGAUUGCUUUGGUCAAGACAUUGACCAAUGUACAACUUAAGGAUAUCCUGAGAAAUGAGAGGCUUGCGGUCUCUGGGGUGAAAGCUUCACUCCAACUCCGCAUAAUCGAUUAUAUUGAAAGACUUCAGCAAGCGGGUUAUCUUGAUCGCUACGAUAGUCUGAGAAAAUUCAUAUACACCACUGCCCAUCGUUCAUUACCUCCCUCACCAUCAGUAUCGCAACCAGCCCCUGGUCACCACUACCACUCGACUUCGAGCAGUCAAUCAGUACAAUCACAGCAUAGGCCGUCCCCAUUGGGAAUGUCGAUACCUUCUCAUGGGACCGCACCCGGACCCCUGAGCUUCAAAGAGAGCCCUUUCUACAACAUACUAAACCAACUUACCCCAACAGUAGAAUGUAAAGCACGUGAACAGACUAGAGACAGCGUUGAACUCAAGAUUAUUCUAAGCACUGAUGUGGCUUCUCGACUGCAGACAGAUCCUAAGCUAAGAAUAAUGGUAUUCUGCGCUGCAGAUACGGGUCUCAACCAAUUCACCAAGUCGGAUAUUGCUUUCCCUCAUCAAGUAGAGCUAAAAGCCAACCUGGACGAGGUGAAGGCUAACUUGAGAGGACUUAAAAACAAACCUGGCACGACAAGGCCCGCUGAUGUGACAACUUAUAUCCGGAAGAGAGCAGGUUACACUAAUCAUAUUGUGAUGACUUAUGCCCUCACCCAAAAGAGAUUCUUCGUUCUCGCUAAUCUUGUCGAGUGUACACCUGUUGAGGAGCUGGUGGAAAAGUUAAAGCAGAGAAAGACGAUCACGAAGGAACAAGUCAUACAAGAGAUGAAAAAUAAGGCAGAGGACUCUGAUAUUGUUGCUACGUCGAGUGUCAUGUCGUUGAAGUGCCCGCUAUCCACACUUCGAAUACAAGUUCCUUGCCGCUCCGUCUUGUGCACGCAUAAUCAGUGUUUUGAUGCAUCUUCAUUCCUUCAAUUGCAAGAACAAGCACCGACCUGGACUUGCCCAGUUUGCCUCAAGGCAACGAGUUAUGAAUCGCUGCAUAUUGACCAGUACGUCGAGGAUAUUCUUCGUUCAACAUCCACAGAUGUCGACCAGGUCAUUAUUGAACCGGACGGCCAAUGGUCGGGACCAAAAGAGGAAACCCCAGUUGGGCCCUCUGGCGCCACGCCUGCAACUGAUGAAGACGACGAAUUGAUUGAAAUAAGGGAACCUGGAAUUACUCCUGUAAAACAAGAAUCUUUACCAGCCUCAGAUGCACUGCACCAAACUCCGGCACGAUCACGGGAGACCUCAUCAGCAUGGUCCCACCAUACCACCAAUAAGCGGUCUGCUGCCCAGGUUAUCGAUCUCACUUUGAGUGAUGACAAUGAGGAUGAUUCUCCAGUAAGACCAGCGAAACGCCCUGCGAUAGAACUGCUUAAUCGGCCGGUACCGCAUCACGAUCUCGAAGCUCUUAUCUCGCCAUCUCCGUCACUCCCUACCGCCGUCAUGUCGUUCGAUGCGUCCGGUUCCCCCCUCAAUGCCUCCGAUCCGCGAACCCGCGUUCUAAGCGCGUCAUGUCUAGAUUUCCUCCUCAUCGAGCUGGUCCCCAUGGCGGAGCGAUUGACGAAGGAACUCGCUACACAGGAGAAGCUCCCAGAUGACGAGGAGGUCAAAGAGACGACCUUCUUCCGCCUCGAGUCUUUGGGCUAUCGGGUCGGACAAGGGCUUGCAGAAAGGUUCUCUCGAGAUCGACCACGAUUUACGGAUAAUCUUGACGUGAUCAAGUUCCUUUGCAAAGAUUUAUGGACUGUGCUAUUUAGAAAACAAGUGGAUAAUCUGAAAACUAACCAUCGGGGGGUCUAUGUUUUAACGGAUAACUCUUUUCGACCGUUUGCAAGAAUGAGUAUGUCUGUGAGAAGUGAAGCUGUCACUAUGGCGCAGGCGUAUCUAUGGUUCCCCUGCGGUGUCAUUCGUGGUGCUUUGUCUAGCCUGGGUAUCAACACUACUGUUCAGGCCGAGACUACCGAGCUUCCGGGCGCAACGUUCCAGAUCAAAACAAUCAACAAAUCUUAA